UGCAAGUCAUGUGACGCUGGCUGGAGUCAUAUGACGGAGCAGGACGAGAACUACUUUUAAGUCUUCCGAGCGCCUGUAGUUGCCUCGAGAGCAGUCAUGCUCUCCCGUUUGUUAAAGGAGCACCAAGCGAAGCAGAGUGAGAGGAAAGAGCUGCAAGAACGGCGGAGGCGAGAGGCCAUUGCUGCAGCCACUUGCUUAACAGAAGCCCUGGUUGACCACUUGAAUGUAGGGGUGGCGCAGGCCUAUGUGAACCAAAGAAAGCUGGACCAUGAAGUGAAGACGCUGCAGAUCCAAGCUGCUCAGUUUGCCAAGCAGACAGGCCAGUGGAUCAGCAUGGUGGAAAACUUCAAUCAGGCUCUGAAGGAGAUUGGUGAUGUGGAAAACUGGGCACGUAGCAUUGAGAUGGACAUGCGGACUAUUGCCACAGCCCUGGAGUAUGUUUACAAAGGGCAGCUGCAGCCAUCUACCUCCUGAAAUGGACAACGUCCUGCUGAACUUUGCCACCUGCACAGCUUGGAUUCCUUCUCUAACUCUAUGUUGCCAGCUGAGGGCAGUAAAGUAGCAAAUUCCUUGCCCGGAAGCCCUUAUUAAACGUCAGUGGCUGCCUGCCUGCUUGCAGCAGUGAAUGAGAUCUGCCCCCACCCCCACCCAGCUGCUGAAAGGGAUGUUGGGCUGUGCUUCUGCUGAGCAGGUGCUAGUGGUGUCUGGCUCUGGGGAAUCAAAAACAAACAUUGAUUCAGGAAAAAACACACAACACAAUGAAAGGUGAAGGGUUGUGCCUCUUUCAGACCAUCUUUUUCUCUCUCCCUCUGGUGAAGCUAGAAAGAAUGGAAUAAAACGGAUGGUUUAAACAGA
This is a messenger RNA of Rhineura floridana, 855 nucleotides long. It is a transcript of the gene BLOC1S1, whose product is annotated as biogenesis of lysosomal organelles complex 1 subunit 1. The record is from RefSeq and is a predicted model, not a curated record. Gene Ontology annotation, biological process: endosomal transport. Gene Ontology annotation, cellular component: BLOC-1 complex. The transcript is spliced from 4 exons. Lineage: Eukaryota; Metazoa; Chordata; Lepidosauria; Squamata; Rhineuridae. Bases 97 to 474 code for a protein of 125 amino acids.